Messenger RNA from Pseudophryne corroboree (corroboree frog), 399 nucleotides. RefSeq names its product histone H2A type 1-like. Gene Ontology annotation, molecular function: protein heterodimerization activity; DNA binding; structural constituent of chromatin. Gene Ontology annotation, cellular component: nucleosome; chromatin. Gene Ontology annotation, biological process: heterochromatin formation. Lineage: Eukaryota; Metazoa; Chordata; Amphibia; Anura; Myobatrachidae. The transcript has a single exon. The coding region runs from base 1 to 399 and encodes 132 amino acids. The record is from RefSeq and is a predicted model, not a curated record.
AUGUCCGGCAGAGGCAAACAAGGCGGCAAGACCCGGGCUAAGGCCAAGACUCGCUCAUCCCGUGCCAGUCUCCAGUUCCCAGACGGUCACGUUCACCGUCUGCUGAGGAAAGGAAACUAUGCUGAGCGAGUGGGAGCCGGUGCCCCAGUCUAUCUUGCCGCGGUGCUGGAGUAUCUGACGGCUGAGAUCCUGGAGCUCACCGGAAACACCACCCGCGACAACAAGAAGACCUGCAACAUCCCCCGCCACCUGCAGCUGGCAGUGUGCAACGACGAAGAGCUCAACAAGCUAUUCGGUGGGGUGACCAUCGGCCAGGGAGGUGUUCUGCCCAACAUCCAGGCCGUGCUACUGCCCAAGAAGGCCGAGAGCCACAAACCAGCCAAGAUUAAAGUAAUGUGA